CUUGUCUUACAGCAGCUAAAGCAAGAGCAUGAGGAAGAUGACGGUGAAUUGGAGCCAGAACAAUUCCGCAAGGUGUUCGUUGGAGGCCUAUCUUCGGACACAACUGAUGAUUCGUUGAGGGAAUUCUAUUCGAAAUGGGGCGAACUCUUGGACUGUAUUGUUAUGAAAGAUCCGACCACGAAACGAACGCGUGGAUUUGGGUUCAUCGUUUAUAAGAAACAGUCAAUGGUUGACGAUGCGAUGGCGAAUCGACCGCACGUGAUUGAUGGCAAAACUGUUGAUCCGAAACGAGCCGUUCCACGAGAUCAGUCGUUGAGAACUGAGGCGAAUGUCUCAUCCAAAAGGUUGUAUGUGUCGGGUAUUCGUGAAGAACAUACCGAGGAAAUGCUUCAUGAUCAUUUCUCACAGUACGGAAAUAUCACCAAGGUCGAGAUUAUAACAGACAAAAAUACGGGCAAACCUCGUGGUUUCGCGUUUAUCUCAUUCGACGAUCAUGACCCAGUGGAUAAGUGUGUCUUGAUCAAGAAUCAUCAUAUCAACAACUAUCGGUGUGACGUGAAGAAGGCAUUGAGCAAAGAUGAAAUGGCACGGGCGCAACAACGUGAUCGAGAUCGCUCCGGCCGUAUGGGUCGUUCUCGUGGCGGCCCGAUGCGAAACGGCUCAGAUCGUGGCUACGGCCCACCACCUUACGCUGAGGGUGGUUAUGGAGGUGGUUGGGCAGGUGGUCCAGCAGAGCAACAGUGGGGUCCGAGCGGUGGCAGACAACCAUAUUACGGCGGUGGAGGCUAUGGUGGGGGCGGUUAUGGAGGAGGUUAUGGCUCACAAGGCGGUUGGACUGGUGGGCCAGCUGGUGAUGUGAACGGUGGUGCGGCGUGGACAGGAGGCGCAGGAUCACAAGGCUCAUGGGCAGGUCAGCAAGGAGGAGGUCAGUCAAGUUGGGGAGGUAGUGGUGGAAGUCAAGGAGGUUCAUGGGCUGGACAGCAGAGUGGUGGGUGGAGUGGUGGACGGGGGUAUUGA
Molecule: messenger RNA, 1017 nt
Organism: Anisakis simplex (herring worm)
Lineage: Eukaryota; Metazoa; Nematoda; Chromadorea; Rhabditida; Anisakidae
Source: the annotation of a GenBank genome assembly